Messenger RNA from Seriola aureovittata, 1509 nucleotides. RefSeq names its product DnaJ (Hsp40) homolog, subfamily C, member 24 (gene dnajc24). The transcript has 5 exons. NCBI's taxonomy places the organism in Eukaryota, Metazoa, Chordata, Actinopteri, Carangiformes, Carangidae. Gene Ontology annotation, molecular function: ferrous iron binding; ATPase activator activity. Gene Ontology annotation, biological process: positive regulation of ATP-dependent activity. The record is from RefSeq and is a predicted model, not a curated record. Bases 187 to 714 code for a protein of 175 amino acids.
UCAUCUCGGUGGAGUUAGCGCCAUGUUUUUGCUCUAUAACACCGUGUAGAAAACAUUGGUGGAGUCGUAGCUUCGUAGGCAGUCAGUUCACUGCCUGUGUAACAACGCUGCACUGCUCCCGUCUCACUGUCAAACAUCUGGCGGGGAAGAAUCAGUGUUGUUAAGAACCCGGAAGUAAAAGCAGGGAUGUGCGAAGCAGAAAAGAAGGACCUGUAUGCUGUCCUGGGAGCCAGCCCCUCAGACUCGGUCCAGCAGCUCAGACACAGAUACCAGCAGCUGGCCCUACAGUACCACCCAGACCGUCUUAGAGGCGAGUGUCCGACAGAAGCAGAAUCUGGUCUGGAGAAGUUUCUGGAAGUUGAUGCAGUGUGGAGGAUCCUCAGCGACCAGAACAGUAGGAGACAGUACGACCUGCAGAGGAGAGCACAGGAGCUGAAACAGGAUUGGCCAGUAGAUUCUACAGUCUAUCUGGAGGACAUGACCUGGGACAAGGAUGAAGGUGUGUAUUCGUACUGUUGUCGCUGUGGAGGAGGAUUCAGCGUCUCAGAGGAGGAGGUGGAGGAGGAGACACAGAGGAGGCAACAUGAUGAUGAAGAGGAAGAAACAGUGGAAGGACAACACAGAGGAGUGGUUGUCUGCUGUGAUACAUGUUCCCUCAGUGUGUACGUCACAUGGUCAAGACAUCAACAGACUCCAACGUUAAAAUGUCUAUAAUAACACUGGAUUGGAUACCUUUCACUUUUCAUACUGUUGAGCAAACAUUUGUUCAUUUCCCACCAAAUCACCAGUGUUCUGUGGGUUGAUGGAGGUCAGUAGUUAUGAGUUUUGCUCUGUUGCUAAGAUAGAUGUCAACAUCUCAGGUUUCAUGUUCAACAUGUCAAUCACUUUUAUUUAGGGGCCCACAAAGCAAGGCACCAACGCACCAAUAAAAUGGCUCACUGAGAACAAACUGUGUGUAUGAGGUAGUUUGAAUGUUGGAGGUGACUUGCUUUUUAUUACUCAUUACUAGAGGAAUAACUAAACAUAAGGCACUCCAAGCAGAGAGAGCAGGAGAGAGGGAGGGAGAGAGAGAAGUCAUCGGUAACAAGGUUUCGUACUAAUGACUAUGACCAACUCUACAUAUCAAACAGAGGGAGUUAGACAUAAAGACCUGCCUCUAAUAAAAGUCUGUGACAUUCUAGAGUUGAAGAAAAUAAAGAAUAAACUAUUGUGGAUCCAGACGGAGGCUGUGCUCUGUGUGAGAGACUCAAUAAGAAAGACAGACUGUCUCAGGCCCCGGUGGUUCACCUGGGGGGGGCGCCUGCCAUCUACGCUUAGUCUUUGCUGUGGCAGUCCAGGCUCCAGUCCAGCCUGUGGCUCUUUGCUGCGUGUCAACCUCUCUCUCUCUCUCUGUCUCUCUCUCUCUCUCUCUCUCACACUCACUCACUCACUCACUCACUCACUCUGACUAAUAGAGGCAAAAGCCUGAAAAAUAACUUAAAAAAAAUAAAGAUAUUGUGUCUCCUCUAA